AUGCUCAACAUGGGCACCAGUGUCAUCACGGUCCGCGUUGGAUGUGAGCCCAAUCAUACCGACUUCACUGUUCACGAGAAUCUCAUCCGAGCGUCAUCCGAGUUCUUCCAGGCUGCCCUUGGUCGACCUUGGCGCGAGUCGCAGGAACGCAUCGUCCGGCUGCCUGAGUGUGAUGCAACGGUGUACAAAAUCUACAUCAACUGGCUCUACACCGGCCUUCUCUAUGCUGUACCUGCAGGACCUAGUAGCUCCAUCGGUGUCAGCUCGAGUCUCGUGCGCGGAUAUCUGCUUGGGGAUUACCUUCAAGACGCGGACUUCAGGGACAACAUCAUUGAUGCUCUUGUAGAGUGGAAUAAAGACGCAGAGACCGCUCAGCGGACCAGCUUCCUUUCUUCUUGGAUAGGAGCUGCCGAUGAUCAAACUUGUACGGGAGGCCCGCUCCAAAAGUUGCUGGUAGACAUGACAGUCUGGGAUACUUCCCAUGCUUGGUGGACCUCUGUCAUACCAAAGAUGCCUGUCAGUUUCGUCCAAGACGUUUGCGUUGGUUUCUCUGCACGCUGCCGUAUUGCGAGCAUCGCCAAUCCCCUGCGCCAGCAAUACAAACGUUGCACAUACCACUCCCAUGGAGACAAGGCUUGCUACAUCACCGAGCAGACGAGGUAA
Messenger RNA from Alternaria infectoria, 663 nucleotides. RefSeq lists its product as uncharacterized. Gene Ontology annotation, molecular function: protein binding. Bases 1 to 663 code for a protein of 220 amino acids. NCBI's taxonomy places the organism in Eukaryota, Fungi, Ascomycota, Dothideomycetes, Pleosporales, Pleosporaceae. The record is from RefSeq and is a predicted model, not a curated record. The transcript has 2 exons.